This is a messenger RNA of Geosmithia morbida, 390 nucleotides long. Its product is annotated as Glycosyl hydrolase family 71. The coding region runs from base 1 to 390 and encodes 129 amino acids. The transcript is spliced from 2 exons. Lineage: Eukaryota; Fungi; Ascomycota; Sordariomycetes; Hypocreales; Bionectriaceae. The record is from RefSeq and is a predicted model, not a curated record.
AUGAGCCAGCAAAUCUUCAAUGGCUCCUCGAACAACAAUGAUAUUCUCAGGGCAGCUAUGACCAAUGGCCAUAUGCUAGAGACAAGCCACAAGGACUUCGGUGUUGAUGAGAUCCGGAGAUACGUCUCCCGGGCGCUCUUUGCACAGCUGGCCCCGCUCGCUUGGCAGCUGAAACCAUCCGAGUUGGGCUUGGUUGUAAUCAACCCCGAGCAGAGCUGCGACGACGACCUGGACUUGGACUACAUGGACUCAAACUACGAAGAGACGGGCGUCUGUGCCGGUGAAAUAAUGUAUUGUUUGAUCAGGUGUACCGGCGACGCCCGAACCUGCGACCUGGGCCACGAUAGCUUCGGCCCUGGAUGUGUCGAUAGGACGGCCGGGGGCACAUAG